AUGCAGGAAACAGCUAUGGUUUUCUGUAAGAAGGGCAUUACCAUUUUAAGCAGCAAAAAGAAGGUCGAAUUUUUACAAGCCUUGAAAAAUGCCGACUCGGAUAUUAGAUUCAACUUUAUAACAAAAUCUCAGGAAGACAAAGACAAAGAGAAUAUUUCCACACUUUGUAAAGAGUUUUUAGCAAGUGGGAACGGCAAGAUUCUUGGUGUCUUUACCAAGGAAUUGGAUAGAAAUUCUGAAACAGUUUUCUCAAAGUCUGUUUUGACUGCCUUUAAAUCGAAAGCUACUGAACUCGUCGAUAGCUCCACUUUCUUUAGUCAAAUUUUUGGUGUUAAGGGCACCAAGGAGAUUCAAUUGAUGAAGAAAGCCUGUGAAGCCACUUGCAUUCUCUUUUCGAAACACCUUAAGGAGAAGAUUAUGGAUGUCAUAGAUGAAGACAGG
This is a messenger RNA of Rodentolepis nana, 441 nucleotides long. NCBI's taxonomy places the organism in Eukaryota, Metazoa, Platyhelminthes, Cestoda, Cyclophyllidea, Hymenolepididae. The record is from the annotation of a GenBank genome assembly.